Molecule: messenger RNA, 3191 nt
Organism: Acipenser ruthenus (sterlet)
Lineage: Eukaryota; Metazoa; Chordata; Actinopteri; Acipenseriformes; Acipenseridae
Product: quinone oxidoreductase-like
Exons: 9
Coding region: 110-1096 (328 amino acids)
Cellular component (GO): cytosol
Molecular function (GO): NADPH binding; zinc ion binding; mRNA 3'-UTR binding
Source: RefSeq, a predicted model, not a curated record
AGCUGCUAUAGAAUUACAGUUGGUUUGCAGUUCUUUGACAUGCAGGCUGAUGCACACUCGUGAUAAGUGACUCAGAUUUCCAAUUAAACGUUAAUGUCAAGAUAGCAGUAUGGCAACAAGGAAGUUAAUGCGGGCUGUCCAGGUGUCCGAGUUUGGUGGUCCGUCUGUACUACAGUUCCACUCAGACAUUCCUGUGCCCAAUCCAGGCCUCACACAGGUUCUAAUCCGAGUCCAUGCCUGCGGAGUGAAUCCAGUUGAAACCUAUAUCCGCUCAGGUGCCUAUGCUAGGAAGCCAAAUUUGCCAUAUACCCCAGGUACAGAUGUGGCAGGAGAGGUGGAGGCAGUAGGAAAGCAUGUCAAAACAUUCAAGGCAGGUGACCGGGUCUUUACAAGUGGCACAGUUACUGGUGGCUAUGCAGAAUACACAAUUGCUUCAGAGGAAUCUGUUCACCCACUGCCUGACAAUCUGAACUACAAGCAAGGAGCUGCCAUUGGAAUCCCAUACUUCACUGCGUACCGGGCGCUCUUCCAUAAGGCUCAUUCCAAAGCAGGAGAGAGAGUGCUUAUUCACGGGGCGAGUGGUGGGGUUGGAAUGGCAGCAUGUCAGAUAGCCAGGGCCUUUGGAAUGAAAGUGCUGGGUACAGCAGGGACCUGUGAAGGGCUCAGUCUAGCACUGAAGAAUGGAGCUCAUCAGGUCUUUAACCACAAAGAAAAAGGCUAUAUUGAAAAAAUAAAGGAAGCUACCUGCGGACAGGGGGUGAAUGUGAUCAUUGAAAUGCUGUCUAAUAUGAAUCUUAAUGCUGAUUUACAGCUGCUAUCAUUUGGAGGCAGGGUGAUUAUUGUGGGCUGUCGAGGACCCAUUGAAAUAAACCCACGAGACACAAUGGCCAAAGAAACCAGCAUCAUUGGCGUUUCUCUGUUCAGUGCAACAAAAGAGGACAGAGCAGAGUCGUCUGCUUCGUUGUUUGCAGGAAUGGAAGCUGGGUUGUUAUCUCCAGUAAUCGGACCCGAGUAUCCACUGGAGCUGGCAUCUCAGGCUCAUGAAGAUAUUAUCAGCAGCUCUGGAGCCCUAGGGAAGAUGGUUCUGAUAAUGUGAUCCCUUUCUUGCAUUGCAUGUGAUAAGUGGUAAUUAAAUAGAAAACUAAUUAAUGGUGCUAUAGUGGCACCAACAAUUAUUCACAGUCUCUUUAAGUUUCAAUGUACAUUCGUUUUAUAUUUGUGUUAAUUAGGUUAAAUUGUAUACAAAUAAAAUAAAAAUAAAAAGGUCCCUCUCUCAAGCUGAGGUAUUCUGCAUUAAGUGUAUUCCUGCUGAAGAAUACUCUAGCCUUAUGGACAGCUAGAGAGAUUAAUCAGUUGACAUGUAUUUUAUUAAAUUAUCACAAUCUAUCUAACAAGCUAUGUCAUCUGAACUGUCUUAAUUGUUAGUUAAAUAAUACAUUAAAUUAUUGAAUUACUUAUUUUACUGAUCUUCAAUAUUAGUCAAGUCACAAACAGGGUAUCAACUCUCCACAGAACAUUUGACUAAUGAAGAAGAUCAGUCUUCACUAUUUUAAAUACAACUAGAGAUCUAAAACUUCCGGUAACUGUGUGAAUAAUUGUGGUCCCUUUUUUGUGAUUCAAGUUCUACUGGAUCUAAUUUCCAUAAUAUUCAUUAAUGACAACUGAGACCAGACUGCCUUUAAACAACUGGUUUGCUGUCGGUAUGUGUGAGGUUAACAUUAUUAAACCUUUGGUAAAUAAUAGUAAUAAGAUAACAUUUGGAUUCUGUAUUCACUGUAAUGGGAGAAAUUAGCUUGUGUAUUAAGGUCUGUUUGUAAUUAAAUAGAACCACAAGGAUAAUAUUAUAAAUCUGGAUUCAAUGCAGGAGAAAAAAAAAAAAACUGUCCAUUAGCACUGACAGCAUUUGCACACUACAGGCACAAUAUCACAGUGCUGUCAAGGGAAGCCUGGAUGUUUGCUCUGCAGCAAACAAACCUUAUGCCUGGAUAAACACCCUGCUUGUAGGAAGAUGCUUCUUUUCAGGGCAGAACUGAUGGGAAAGGCCGGGAUGAAGUUUUCAAUCAUAUGUACAUGCAUUCAAGUUUCUAGAUACUUAUAUGCACAGUAAAGACGUGUAAUAAUUGAAAUACAACCACAUUUUUUAAAUGUAUAGUGUAUUUAGUGAAUGACGGACCAGUUGGUUUAACUGCAUUUGGCUGACUCAAAAUAGUGGCACCAUUUUAAAUUUCAACCGUCAUCCUUUUUUUUGAUAAAACCAAAGAUUAGUCUUGCUGUUGGCCAUAGUGCAACAGUGUAUUCCAGUAUCUUUAAAUUGUCAGUACGGAUAGUUCUAUGAAUGUGUCUCAUCAGUUGCCUUGACCAAAAUAUUUAUUUUAAGCAUCAGCAACAAGUUUGAGUGUGAGACGUGCAUAUCCUGCCUGUGAUCGUGGUGAAAGAACACAAGGUAUAGUUAUUUGCAUUCUGCUUUGUACUGGUAUGUUUGUGUUGGUUUCUUUCUUAGGCUUCCACUGCAGUGUAGCUAAACAAACAUGCAAUGUGUUUCUAGGGGUUAGGCACUCCCUGCUUUACACAGAUGUGACAUGUUUUUUACAGUUUCCUAUAGUAGGUAAAUAGAUGACAGACUGUGGUACAGUAUCAUAAUUUAGUCCAGAAAAAGCAUUCUAUCCUUAUUCAGAUUGGGUUGUUGAGGAUGCAAAGUAUUAGUACAAAUAGUUUAUUACAUGUGGCACUUGAAUUACUGGCCCAUAUCCACUGGUGCAUGUCUGAAAUAAACUGUGUUUAAUAACACAUUGGAUAAAUCGGAGAAAGUUUCGUGAGACCUGCUACUGAUUUGUGAAAAUAGUCAUACAGUAUUGCAAGUAACCUAUUCAAAUAGGAAGACUGGAAUGCUGUCAUAGUGUUAUUCACAGUGAGCCAACACUUUCUGCACUAAACUAAACUAAAAAUGAAACAUUAGUUUAACACAAUGCUACCCACCUUACAAAAUCUAUCAACACACAUUACUUUUUCAGUGUCUUCUUUCUGUACUUAUGCAUCAACAUACAAGACAGGUGUGCAUGGUUUCUGUGCAUUCGAUUCAGAUACAAGUCCAUGGACUGUACUUUAUGCUAUAUGAAGCAAUGCUGGACAACUGGCCUAUCCUGAAUAUGAUACAUCUUACAUAUCAAGUCAGAAUUUUGUACUUUCUGCUA